Messenger RNA from Ilyonectria robusta, 247 nucleotides. RefSeq lists its product as uncharacterized. The record is from RefSeq and is a predicted model, not a curated record. Lineage: Eukaryota; Fungi; Ascomycota; Sordariomycetes; Hypocreales; Nectriaceae. Bases 20 to 199 code for a protein of 59 amino acids. The transcript has a single exon.
CAUAUACAGUCGUGUACGGAUGAAUACAGGCUGGCUGUUUUCUGACGAGAGACAUAUGCUACGUAGUAGGGCUUCCCCCCCAAAGCCCUGCACAUGGGGGACCUCGUCAGCUCCGCCCCCGGGCCUGGCCGUGCCGUCGCGCCCACAGCCUUGUCAGCUUCCGCUUCGAGAGCACGCACGACGUCGUCUUACUACGUAGCAUGGUCAGCCAGCCGCGAGCACUGCCUUCCAUCAGCGUUCCGUUCGG